Messenger RNA from Silurus meridionalis, 2411 nucleotides. It is a transcript of the gene galnt18a, whose product is annotated as UDP-N-acetyl-alpha-D-galactosamine:polypeptide N-acetylgalactosaminyltransferase 18a. The transcript is spliced from 11 exons. Bases 258 to 2054 code for a protein of 598 amino acids. The record is from RefSeq and is a predicted model, not a curated record. Lineage: Eukaryota; Metazoa; Chordata; Actinopteri; Siluriformes; Siluridae. Gene Ontology annotation, cellular component: Golgi apparatus.
AGGCGCAGGACUAAAACACAUCCGCCCUGUACGUUACCGGAGCAGCCGCGCGAUGUCUCGAGACGUGAUCGCACCGGUGUUUUGCUUUUUACACGUGCGCUCGUAAGGAAUAAACAAUUCCUUCACGUGUUUAUUUACGACGAGACACCUGUCCAUCAAUAACAGACGGACGCACGCACACCUACACACGCGCGCACACGCACACACACGCGCACACGCUGGGGGGAAACUCGCGCUCGUGCGGGAAUGUGGCGACGAUGGCGUGCGCGCGGCGGCUGAAAACUUUAGCGUCGACGUGCGUGAUCCUCAGCGGCAUGACCAACAUCGCGUGCCUGCUGUACGUCGGCUGGAUCACGCACUUCGCGCACGAGAGCGACCCCGAGAGAAAGUUGGAGGAGGACAAGGGAGACACGCUGCGCAUCGUCGAGCGGCUGGAGCGCCUGGAGAACGUGGUCCACUCCCACAUCCAAGAGAGGCCUCCGAAGGACAGAGAUGAUGCAGAUCUCUCAGACUCUCCUCUUUUCUCACGUUGGGGCCGUGACCUGGGGCCCGAGAGCCGCCGCGUCGCUCUGCGCAAGUUUCAGUAUUACGGAUACAACGCCUACCUCAGUGAUCGUCUCUCACUGGACCGAGCCAUCCCUGACCUCAGACCAGACGGGUGCAGGAACAUCUCCUACCCUGGCAGCUUGCCUCAGGUCAGCGUUGUUUUCAUCUUCGUGGACGAGGCUCUGUCGGUGAUCCUGCGCUCCGUCCACUCGGCAAUGCACCGGACGCCCUCGCACCUGCUGAGGGAAAUCAUCCUGGUGGAUGACAGCAGCAGCAACGCCGAACUGAGGGAAAACCUGCAGAGGUUCGUGGAGGAGACGAACCAGCGGCGUCCCGACUUCAUUAAGAUGGUGCGCCACAGCAGGCAGGAGGGUCUGAUCCGUGCCCGUGUGAGCGGCUGGAGGGCGGCCAGUGCACCCGUCGUGGCUCUGUUCGAUGCCCAUGUGGAGUUUAAUGUAGGAUGGGCCGAACCCAUCUUACACAGAAUCCAGGAGGACCGGCGGCGUGUGAUAUCCCCUUCUUUCGACAACAUUAAAUUCGACACGUUCGAGAUAGAGGAGUAUCCUCUAUCAGCGCACGGAUUCGAUUGGGAGCUCUGGUGUCGCUACCUGAACCCACCCAGGAGCUGGUGGAGUCAGAAGAACCACACAGCACCCAUCAGGAGUCCUGCGCUGAUUGGCUGCUUUGUGGUGGAGAGGCGGUACUUUGAGGAGAUUGGAUUGCUGGAUGAAGGCAUGGAGGUGUACGGAGGAGAGAACGUGGAGCUGGGAAUCAGGGUGUGGUUGUGCGGGGGUAGCGUGGAGGUCCUCCCCUGCUCCAGAAUAGCUCAUAUCGAACGAGCCCACAAGCCGUACACAGACGACUUGGCAGCUCACGUGCGCCGGAACGCCUUCCGAGUGGCCGAAGUGUGGAUGGAUGAGUUCAAGAACCACGUGUACAUGGCCUGGAACGUUCCACUGCAGGACUCAGGGAUCAAUAUUGGAGAUAUCAGUGAGAGGAAGCUCCUGAGGGCGAAGCUGCAUUGUCGGCCAUUUCGCUGGUUCCUGAAAAACAUUUACACUGAGAUGCGAACGUACGCCGACACCAUCGCUUACGGUGAGCUGAAGAAUAGCUUGAAGCCGGAUCUGUGUGUGGAUCAGGGGCCCGACUCGGACAACAUCCCUAUCCUGUACCUCUGUCACGGCAUGACGCCUCAGAACGUGUACUACACCAGCUCGGGGCAGUUACGUGUCGGCGUCCUGAGCCCAACCAUCGACGACAACGAUAACAAGUGCCUGGUGGACGUGAAUGGGCGUCCACGCCUGCUGGAGUGCAGCUACGCCUGGAACAAGCACAUGAAGCUCUCCUGGCUCUUCACUCAGGGAGCAUCAAUCCAGAACACCGAGUCACGUUACUGUCUCGAGCUCGUCCGGAGCAGCGGCGUGGAGAUCGGCUAUCAGCUCGUCCUGCAGACGUGCACGUCUCAAACGUGGACGAUUACCAACAUAGUGACUACAAAAGCUCUCUGAGGGUGUUGACGCCUGCGAGGGGGCCUGCACACGGAGCUGAACUUCUGCCCAAGAAAACUAAAGGCUCAAUUAUACACUUGGAUCUUAUAUGCAGUGCAUAUCGGACCUUUUAGACGUUUUAAGUACCUGGCUGUGAGGAUGCUUUUCAUUUGUACAAAUGCACAAAUCCAGUCAUGAAAGAUCAUCAACAGAAGUAACCUGAUCCCUCUUGCUCUUUCGCUUGCUUGCCUGAGACCCGUUCACUUUUUUUUUUUAUUCAACAGGGUUUUGUUAAGAAUUUGUGUCCCAUACCGAAAGACAUGGAGCGACUAGAUGUUGUACAGGUUGCUUGAAUAUAAUAAAAAUAAUUAAUAACUC